Onychostoma macrolepis is the source of this 2264-nucleotide messenger RNA. RefSeq lists its product as uncharacterized. Bases 969 to 1583 code for a protein of 204 amino acids. The transcript has 8 exons. NCBI's taxonomy places the organism in Eukaryota, Metazoa, Chordata, Actinopteri, Cypriniformes, Cyprinidae. The record is from RefSeq and is a predicted model, not a curated record. Gene Ontology annotation, cellular component: membrane.
AACACGGAGUCACAGCGAGCAGCCCUCCGAGUCCGCAUAGAAAAGUACAAAGGGAAGAGAUAUUUGAUGCGUAGUUUAUUAAAUCUGUGCGUUAGUUUAUUGAGCCUUUUCUUUUAACAGUUUUAAACCUCAGUUACUGUGCGCUUUUGGAGAGAGUUCCAUCGUUUUGACUGUAAUAACCGAACGCAACACGCAGUUUGAACGCUGAAUGGAGGAGACAGACAGCCGCAGCAGCGGAAAGAAGAGUUUAUUUGAACUUGAAUUUAAUGACUUAAAUAUUCAUCUGUACCUCACAUUGAACUAUGGAGCAGCUUCAGAACACUUGAAAUAUAGUGCACUAAAACUUUACUUUAUAAUGUUGUUGUGCCGUUCGUGGGGCUCAACAACAACACAGAAUAGUAUACGCACAGUAUCGGAUUUGGGUCGGUCUCGUCUGACCGAUACCCGAUCCGCAGAAAAUGCCUGAAUAUCGGAGCCGAUACCGAUACUGAGUAUCACGCAUCCCUAGUUGAGAGCCUUUACUCUACUCCUUACUAUAGACAUACACACCCAUCCACAACCCACAUAUGCAAGACAUUAUUUAGGGAGAAGAACAUAAACAGCUGGUUAGCGAAUUUACAAGCCUGCAGUUUCUCUGAGCACACUCUUGACUCAGCUCUUAUCGUCUACAUAAUUCAUAACCGGGAUAAAAAUACCCCGCUCUCGAGCGUUUGCAAGGGUGUUUUCUGGAAUAAGGGCCGGUGGUAUGAGUGAGUUCUGCUCGGGACCGAGCCAACCUGGUUUUCUCCUUGUUUAGCCGCCGCCUCCCCUCAUGACAUCAACACUGCGGAGAGCCGCCGCGCGCUCAGACUCUGCUGCAGAACGCCAGUGCGCAAAGGUAAGCGAGCGCUCCUCGGCACGCACCAACACGUUAGUGCACUUAAAAGACGGAUCGUGUGGUAUUGAUGAGUGAUUGGUGAUCUAUCAGCAUGUCGCUGUACGCGUCUCAGAUUAAAGCGUUCAAGAGCGCAGAGCCCAAGACACUUGGCGCUAUUGAGAUCAUAUUUGGAGUGUUUACUGUCAUUUUGAGCUCAAUUGUGUAUAAGCUGCACUACCAUAUCCAGCGUGAAAUCAUCAUCCUCAUCGUCAACGGUGCUCAGCUUGUCAUAACUGGUGUUGUCCUGGUGCACACUGGGAGGAAGCCAUCUAAAUGUCUGGUGCUGACAACCAUUGUUCUGCAAUUACUAACAGCAGCAUUUGAUAUUGUUGGAUUUGGGCUCAUGGCCAGACACAUCCCAUUCAGAGGAGAGUCGUACUACUACAGGGAUACAGAGUGGUGUUGUGACCCACUUCACUCUGUUUGGGCUUGCUGUGGAGAAGGAGAGAAAGGGGAACAUAAAGAGUUCUUAGUGAAUGGGAUCUUGGUAACACUGAUCGGUUUCCUGGUGCUAGCAUGUGUCAUUGGUUUGGUUGUGUCUCUUUUUGGGGUCUACGCCCUUUCUGUUAGUGCCAUAAAGGAGCUGACGCCCAUCCCUCACUCUACAGCAAACCAACAUUAUGGUGCUGGCGUUCAUACCCAGAACAUGAUCCAUGCCGGAAACUGACAAAAUAGCAGAAGGGCACAGUUUUAGCACAGUUUUACACCAACUGCAAAAGAGGACUGUUUCACCUACAAACCACUCACAGGUAAACAACCACAACUACAGGAAAAAAACAACAACAACCUUUUGUGAAGUUGUAAAUAAUUUUUUGAAAAUAAAAUGGAUAAAAUCUCGUUUUUUGCUUGGCUGUUGCUCUCACAGGCUGUAGGACUGCUGUAAUUUCGAAUGCUCAACUUAAUAGAUAUUCGUACCUCAUUAAUUUUCGCUCUUACAAACUGAAGCUUCUUAGCAUGUCUACCCAGAAAUCUUGACCAGAAUCCAGUGUUAUCGAUGUAUGUUAGAGGGGUAAGUGAGUUUAUCGUUCUUAGGAUAUGUGAAAUUAGGUACGUAGCAUAAACAGAAAUGGAAUUAUGGUGAAUGUGAACGGUAAGAAGGUUCUGUGAUUCUGUCUUGUUUCAUAGCAUUUUCUACCACCUUUUGCAUGAAUCUUUAUAUCGGUCAACAUGUUCGUUUUAGCCACAUGAGGACAUAUGGGGCUACAUUUAUCAAGUUGAUAUUUGUUAAUUGCAAUUUGAAAAUAAAAGCUCUUGAAAGCAUAAAAAUGUAACAACACUGUAAGCAAGCCAAAUGAUUUUAUAUAUAUAUAUAUAUAUAUAUAUAUGCUUACAAAAAAAAAAAAAGAAA